Molecule: messenger RNA, 1430 nt
Organism: Danio aesculapii
Lineage: Eukaryota; Metazoa; Chordata; Actinopteri; Cypriniformes; Danionidae
Product: serine/threonine-protein kinase SBK1
Exons: 4
Coding region: 130-1143 (337 amino acids)
Biological process (GO): peptidyl-threonine phosphorylation; peptidyl-serine phosphorylation
Molecular function (GO): ATP binding; protein serine/threonine kinase activity
Source: RefSeq, a predicted model, not a curated record
UGCAUUGGCACUGCUGUUACUGCUGCGCGUCUGGACAUCCUGAUCCUUUGCACAGCUGCAGAGAGGUGAGAGAAGAGAGAGAGAGACUUUACUGUACAGUUGAUAAAGGCAGUCAGAACAGGCGGUGUGAUGAUUGAGCUGGGCUUAGUGGAGGAUGGCAGCAGUCUGAUAGACGAGCUGAUGGAAUUGACGUCUCAGAGUUUAUGUAAGCUAGAGAUUCCAGAACAUUUCAACAUCAUUAAAGAGAUCGGCCGUGGAAAGUAUGGCCGUGUGCUACUGGUCACCCACAGAUGCAAAGGCACUCCAAUGGCUCUGAAAGUGCUCCCGAAGGCCUCCACCAAACUGCAGGGAUUUCUCAGAGAAUACUGCAUCUCACUGCAUCUGUCCUGUCAUCCCUGCAUCGUGGGAUUGUUCGGCAUCGCCUUCCAGUCCAACGAACACUACGGAUUUGCCCAGGAGCUUGUCACGGGACGGGAUUUGUUUGCCAUCAUCCAGCCACGGGUGGGCAUUCCUGAAUGUGCAGUAAAGCGUUGUGCUGUCCAGAUCUCCUGUGCUCUGGAGUUCAUCCACCAGCGAGGCCUGGUCCACCGUGACAUCAAGCCGGAGAACGUCCUGCUGCUGGAUAACCACUGCCGGCGAGUCAAACUAGCUGACUUCGGCCUGACGCAGAGACAAGGAACUUUCAUCCGCUUCAUCUCUGGAACUCUUCCGUACAUGGCUCCAGAGUUGUGCGCAAUGGUGCUGGAGGAUGGCCAAAAAGAGCCUAAAGUUCCUCCGCUCCGUGUCGAACCAUCUCUAGACACUUGGGCCUUCGCUGUUCUUCUUUUCUGCAUCCUCACGGGCUUCUUCCCAUGGGAGCGCUGUAAUGAUAGCGACGAUUUUUAUGAGGAGUUUGCAGACUGGCGUCAAGCGGUGAAGAAAUCGCCAGUGCCGUCGCAAUGGAAAAGGUUUACACCUGUGUGCAUGCAGAUGUUUAAGAGAAUGCUAACGAUCAAGUCCAAUGAAAGGUGCUCGAUAACAGAGGUUAAAGGUUAUGUGGGAAAGGACUGGGUACGAGAGAAGGAUGCCAACGGAUGGGUGGGAGAAAAUGGGGAUAUUUGUACUUCCACACCGAGUCCAUGUAGGAGCAGCUAUAUUGAUUAAUAGUGAGGUGUUAUGGUUGAUUUACACUGAGUGGCAUUGCUCAGUGCAAACACACGUACUGUACACAGUACAUAUUUACAGUUGAAGUCAAAAUUAUUCACCCUCCUUUGAAUUUUCUUUUUCUUUUUAAAUAUUUCCCGAAUGAUGUUUAACAGAGCAAGGAAGUGUUCACAGUAUUUCCUAUAAUAUUUUUUCCUCUGGAGAAAGUCUUAUUUGCUUUAUUUCAGCUAGAAUAAAAGCGUUUUUUUAAAUUUUUUAAAACCAACUUAAGCUCAUUAUUACAUAUU